AAGCUGCUGAACGAUAGGAUAGUGGGGGUAUUGGAGAAGGAACAUAGCAUUAGCGGGGGCCAGGCAGGUUUCCGAAAGAAGAGGGGGUGCGUCGACCACGCGUUCACGGUAGGGAGAAUCAUCCAAGGUAGAAAGAGGGCCGAAAAGCCGACGUACUGCUUCUUUAUGGACGUGAAAAAGGCAUACGAUUCCGUAGAGAAAUUGGCUGUGGAAACAAUUGUCAAAUACGAAAUCAAGGGGAAAAUGUGGAGAGUGCUGAAGGAGAUGACAGAGUGUACGAAAAGUGCGGUCAUGCUAGACGGAGAGCUGUCGAAAUUCUUCGACUUUGAGCAGGGGGUCCCACAAGGUUGCACGCUGUCCCCAACAUUGUUCCAGGUGUUCAUCAACGAUCUGUUGGAAGUCGUAGAGGCAGUCCGGAAGGGAGUAAAAGUAGGGGACACGGAAACGUCGGUUUCAGGAAUGCUGUUUGCGGAUGAUUUUGUCGGUAUGUCGGACACCCCUGAGGGACUGCAACUGCAAAUUGACGCGGCGACGAAGUUUAAUAAUAAGUGGAGAUUACUGCCAACGUUAAGAAUAGUGCCGUCAUGAUAUGCAACGAGGACAGAGGAGGAACCAGUAGAACAUAGAUGGAAGUGGGGGAUCGAGGAG
Messenger RNA from Ectocarpus sp. CCAP 1310/34, 648 nucleotides. Lineage: Eukaryota; Phaeophyceae; Ectocarpales; Ectocarpaceae. The record is from the annotation of a GenBank genome assembly.